AUGUACAGUACUAUCGGGACUGCAAGCAUCGGAAUUUUGUUAAUUUACAGUAUAGAGUUGAAUAUAAGUACAGUGGAUCGGCGCGAGUAUUUCGAACUUAUAGCAGCGGCAGAUGAAUUAACACUUACUGAAUUAGUUGACCAUAUACAAGAGCAUAUUAUUUCAAAUGAAAAAGGAUGGUUACUCGAAAAUUUUGUUCAAGUUUUUCAAAAAAUUUCCACAUAUGAAGCGAUGCGUAAACUUCAAGAUUAUUGUGCCGAAUUAAUUUGCAAUGAUCCAUCAGUCGUUUUUACAUCAGAUUUUGGAUCACUUGAAGAGCCAGCAUUAAUAGCUUUAUUACAACGCGAUGAUCUUGUAAUGGAUGAGAUUGAUAUUUGGGAAUGGUAA
This is a messenger RNA of Racocetra persica, 387 nucleotides long. The record is from the annotation of a GenBank genome assembly. Lineage: Eukaryota; Fungi; Glomeromycota; Glomeromycetes; Diversisporales; Gigasporaceae.